Molecule: messenger RNA, 4885 nt
Organism: Diospyros lotus (date-plum)
Lineage: Eukaryota; Viridiplantae; Streptophyta; Magnoliopsida; Ericales; Ebenaceae
Product: putative receptor-like protein kinase At5g39000
Exons: 2
Coding region: 95-3847 (1250 amino acids)
Biological process (GO): protein autophosphorylation
Cellular component (GO): plasma membrane; plasmodesma
Molecular function (GO): ATP binding; transmembrane receptor protein tyrosine kinase activity
Source: RefSeq, a predicted model, not a curated record
UCUCUCCAGAUUCCGCAGACCUUCUCAAGUGGUGGUAUCCUCAUUCUUGCAAUCCUAAAAUUUCUUGACGACUUUUUUGUGGAAAACAAGAAGCAUGUAUCGUAUCACACCUAUGUUCUUCUUUCUUCAUCAUCUUAUUCUCACCACUGCUUCCAGUUAUUACCCUGUGGAUGACAUUGCUGUCAACUGUGGCUCUUCCGGAAACUCAAUUGCCUUCGAUGGCCGGGAGUGGACUGCAGAUAUCAGAUCAGAUGGCAAAUCAAUGAGUUCAAAAGUUCUCCAAUCCCUUUCUGUUGAUCCUAUCCCCUACACGAGUGCUCGGAUUUCCCGCUCUGAGUUUGCCUAUACUUUCCAAGUCAGUCCAGGCCAAAAGUUCAUCCGCCUGCAUUUCUAUCCAGCAUCAUACUCGGGUUUCAAAAAGUCUAGAGCUGUUUUUACAGUAAAAGCUGGAGCAUACACCCUUCUCAGCAACUUCAGUGCUUCCCUUACGGCUGAUGUGCUGGGGUUGAAAUCUUUUGCUAAAGAGUUCUGUGUGAAUGUGGAAGAAAGUGAAGCACUCAAUAUAAUUUUCUCUCCAUCACCUAGUACUUCAAAUGAUAUGUAUGCUUUUGUCAAUGGCAUAGAAAUCAUCUCCAUGCCAACUGGUCUUUAUCACACUCCUGAUGGUGAUCCAGGGGCUCAUGUUGUUGGCAAGAAAUAUCGAUUCCAUAUUGAUAACAACACUGCACUUGAGUUGGUACAUCGCUUAAAUUCCGGGGGGAGCUCCAUUUCAUCUGUAGAAGAUUGGGGCAUGUUCAGAAGGUGGUCAGAGGAUUCGAAUUAUUUGUUGGAACUGGGUGUUUUACCAGUUACUACGUCCAUUCCAAUCAAGUACACAAACAUCCCAAUGUAUACAGCUCCGCAGAGAGUUUACCAAACUGCUUGGUUAAUGGAUCCGAACAAGCAAGCAUGCAAUCUUACAUGGAAAUUACCUGUGGAUUUGGGAUUCAGGUACCUGGUUAGGCUUCAUUUCUGUGAGCUUGAUUAUGGGAUAAAAGAGGUAGGCCAAAGGGAGUUUAGUAUCUUCAUAAUCAAUAAGACUGCUGAGGCUCGUGCAGACCUGAUCAAAUGGAGUGGCGGAAAUGGGGUUGCAUUGUAUAGGGACUAUGUGGUGAUGAUGGCUGGUAAUAGAAUGGAAGGAAAGUCUGACCUGAUCAUAGUUUUACAAGCUUGCUACAAUGAGUCAAGGUCCAAAUACCAUACUGGUGCAAUCCUAAAUGGAAUAGAAGUGUUCAAGUUGAGCAACCCUGACAAUAAUCUUGCUGGCCAGAAUCCCAAUUCUCUUGCACAUUCUCCUGCCUUGACCACCCCAAAGCUCCAGAAAUUAAUAAUAGCCUUUGGCAAUAAAAAUGUGAUCAUAAGUGGUCUGAUCAUUUUGCUGAGUUCCUUGAAUGUCAUUGUCUAUCAAUUGCGUUGUUGGGCAGAGAGAGCCGAUCAAAAAGAUAGAUCUGAAUCAUCAAAGCCAAAGGAAUCGUGCCGCUGUUUUUCACUUAGUGAGAUUCAACUUGCGACCAACAAUUUUGAUGAUGCCUUGAUAAUUGGCAUUGGUGGAUUUGGUAAGGUGUACAAAGGGCUCAUUGACAAAGGAGCCACCACUGUUGCAGUGAAGCGCUUGAAGUCAAUGUCCAAGCAAGGGGCUGAGGAAUUCUGGACAGAGAUCAAGAUGCUGUCCUAUCUCCGGCACACUCAUCUUGUCACUCUGAUUGGAUAUUGCAAUGAUAGUAACGAAAUGAUCCUUGUCUAUGAGUAUAUGGUCAAUGGGACACUCGCUGAUCAUCUCCACAAAAUGAGUACAAAUGGCAAUGGAAGAAUUUCUCCUCUAUGUUGGGAGCAACGACUAAGCAUAUGCCUUGGGGCUGCACGUGGAUUGGAGUACCUUCAUACUGGUGCCCAGCAUAGGGUCAUACACCGCGACGUGAAGACCUCUAAUAUUUUGUUGGAUGAGAAUUGGGUAGCUAAAAUUUCAGAUUUUGGGUUAUCUAAAAUGGGUGGGAACACCACAAACCAGUCAAGCACGAGCACCUAUGUGAUCACGGAAGUUAAAGGCACAUUUGGGUAUUUGGAUGUGGAGUAUUUCUUGACUAAUAGACUGACCAGAAAAUCGGAUGUGUAUGCUUUUGGAGUGGUAUUAUUUGAAGUGCUAUGUGGUAGGCCAGCAGUGGAUAAGAGAUUUGAGGGAGAAGAACGCAGCCUAGCACUUUGGGCCCAGCGCUGCAUCAAAGAAGGAAAACAUGAUCAGAUGAUUGACUCGAGCAUAAAGGGGCAAAUUUCACCGCAAUGCCAGAAGGUCCUUCUGGAAGUUGCCAACAAAUGCUUACAUAAUCGUCCAAGUGAGCGGCCUAGAAUGUCAGAUGUGGUGCAGAGGCUUGAGUUUGCACUAGCAUCACAGGACCAGAAUGCAUAUUCUUCUACAGAUACAGAGGUUGAGCAGGAGGAGGCCAUUAAUGUUAGUAUGGCUGUCAACAUGUCAAUUGAUACGAUUACGGAGGGGGAGGAGGAGAAGGGGAAGGGAAAUGAAGAAGAGGUGGUUGAUGUUGAUGUGGCUGACAUAAAAAAGGUUGAUGUGAUUAAGCAAUCGACUGUUUCUCAGCAACCUAUGGACUCCCCUGUAUUGAUAACAGAUAGUACACCUAGUAUGCCCAAGGAAAAAGCUAACAAGAAAAGUCUAACCAAGUUUGUUCAGAGUAUUGUACGAUGGAGAAAGACAAAGGCCAACAAUUCUAGUGAUGGAUCAUCACUCUCUGGAGGCAUGUCAACAGCCAAAGAAAAACCUUCCCAAGCAUUGCCAGAAAGUUCAUGCAGUUCUCCACCUUUACCAGCACUGCCUGGCCGUUCUUUUUCACUUGCUGAGAUCCAUGAAGCCACAAAUAACUUUCACCGUAAUCUUGUUAUCAAGUACGGUGGUCCUGGUGGUGAGAUGUACAGAGGUUAUAUUGACAACGGAGGACUUCAGGUUGCAAUUGAAAGGCGUAUAACAGAGUCAGAGAACAAGUUUCUUGAAGAGGUUGUGAUGCGCUCUCGGAUCCAUCACCUCCAUUUGGUUUCUUUCAUUGGAUACUGCAAGGAUUCUGGUGAGACAAUCAUCGUGUAUGAGUACAUGGUGAAGGGAAGCCUUCGUGAUCAGCUCUAUGGAACAGGUAACGAUCCUCUUCCGUGGAAAAAGAGACUUGAGAUCUGUAUUGAAGCCGCACAAGGACUACAUUACCUUCACACUUGUUCUCAGGGGCAAAUCAUCCAUGGUGACCUGAAAUCAAGCAGCAUUUUGUUAGAUGAGAAAUGGGUUGCCAAAGUUUCGGGUUUGGAAGCAUCCAAGUUAGAGUUAGACGGUAACAAUAUGACUGGAACUCUUUUUACUCAUGUUAUCAUGAAGACGCAUGCAUACAAGGAUCCUGAGUACUUGAUGAGUGGACACCUAACUACCAAAUCUGAUGCGUAUUCAUUUGGUGUAAUAUUGUUGGAAGUACUUUGUGCUGUGGAACCUUAUAGUCCUCAUCUAGCCAGGGGUCAAACCUAUCUAACGCACCGGUUUAAGCGCUGCAUUCAGAAGAAAACCAUUGAGCAGAUUAUUGAUCCAUAUCUGAUCGGGAAGAUAGUACCCAAAAGUUUGAGGGCAUAUGUCAAGGUUGCAGAAUGCUGCUUGGGUUUCCGUGGAGAUGAGCGGCCAUCAAUGAAUACUGUGGUGCAGAGCUUGCAGCAAGCAUUGCAGCUGCAGGAGACAGACGAAAGCUCAUACAAGUUUAUUAAGCCUGGUGAUCCUCCAGAGAAAAUCCACGAGGCUGCCGUUAGAGCUUACAACAAGGUUUUGUAAGGCAUGCUUUUAUGAAGAAACUAGAUAAUGGAUGGAAAAUAAGAUCAGUGUUUGGUAUUAGUUUUGAAACAAGAUAUGUUUCUUGCUGCAUUUUAUGAACACAUUUGCGCUUGUAAACUUUACCAUACUAAUGUCGAAAAUAACAUGGCUCCAAACAUUGUUAUAGUGACACUUACUGUGUUGCAAAAGAAUAGAAAUAAGAGCAGCGAUAUAAACUUAUGACAGUUGCUGCCCUUGUUGUCGCCAUUUUCUUGCUCAUGAUGUAGUAGUAGAGAGAAUUAUCAAUCCCUUUGACAGGUAUAGAUGAGUCAACUUCAAACAAUCACUGCCUCUCUCCGAACAGUUAUCAAAAAUGUUGAUCGAGCCCGAAAGAAUCCGCUGGAUUUGUUGACUUGAUUGGCAAAAGGAAGAAGGAAGCUUCUUCAGACGUUACUGCCCGAGCUUGUUAUGGAAGGCUGCUCUCCCAGCUCAAGACGAAGCCUCAUCUUUCUAGCAUUUAGAGUCAUCUGUUGCAGGCUUUACCCUGCUAUGCACAAAACUCUCCUUACAAAAGUAGCAGCCAGGAUCAGGAUAAAAGGUCAACCGAGCAACUAACUCAUUUGGAGACCAGUUCAUGAGAAACGCCGUCUUCGUGGGUGAAGCUUUCAAACUCAACAAAGUGCUUCGAUAGCACAUACUUGAAUAUGGCUAAUAUAUCCGUUCUAUCAAGCUCUAGGACACGGUUCAAGGGGCUGUUGGUGAUCCUGCACUGUGCUUUUGGCUCAUAUAACAACACCCUGUCCAUUGAAAUACAGAGUUUCAAGCUAGGAGUUUUCUACAUCCAUGUUAUACACUUGUACAUGCAUUAGUUAUCUUCUACUGGUUUGUUUUCAUCUUGGGAUCAUUUCAUUUUUGUUUAAAUCUUGGAUAAAUUGUGACACAAACUAUGUGUUGGUUUUUAACCUGUCACCAGGCUACAAGGGCUUCUUUGAACGAUGAAUAGAUCGACUAAUUUCCAUUGCAUUUGAAUCAUAUAUGACAGUUCUGCUUUUUACUGCA